Penicillium alfredii is the source of this 3504-nucleotide messenger RNA. RefSeq lists its product as uncharacterized. The record is from RefSeq and is a predicted model, not a curated record. Lineage: Eukaryota; Fungi; Ascomycota; Eurotiomycetes; Eurotiales; Aspergillaceae. Bases 1 to 3504 code for a protein of 1167 amino acids. Gene Ontology annotation, molecular function: protein binding. The transcript has 5 exons.
AUGGGAGGCAAUGCAGAGAAAGGCCAACGCUACAUCGCGGCCUUGGACCAGGCGCGAAGCCAGGGCAGAUGGGACGAGGUCCCAGAAUUGAUUCGCAAGGUGACAAAACACGCACCGCAACGGACAUGUGUGAUACAAACCGCAACCGCCGAGUCUCAAGUCGUUGCGCACCUUCAAAAGCCCUCCGAUGAAGCACCUGCAUCGCCCAAUCUCCCCGAACUUAUUCCUGCGCUACUCACAACUAUUGAGAACACGGAUGGAACACCGCAAGAAAUCUUGCAAGCGCAAGUUUGUCUGGGAUGGAUCCAUUCAACACUAAACGAACGCGGGCUGGCAGCCGGACGCCUCCCCAAAGAUUUCGCGGUGACGGUGGAGCGCCUGAGUAACGAUGACCAGGAGCUUUCUCCUUGGACCGAGGCGUGUUUGGUGAAGGGAUGCUAUUUAAAGGGUACUGCGCAGUCAAGCGUUGCGGGGAUCAGCGAGACCCUGGAGACCUUUGGAUCUUUGAUACCAUGGCUGAGUGGUGGGAAGCUAGCGUCUGUCGGCACGCCUCAGUUCUUGACUUGGUCCGAGACCCUUCUCGGGAAUGGCGCUCUUCUAGCCAGUGAAGAGGCGAGUCGAAACACCCCAUACUCGAAUCGCAGACACGUGGAAAUUGCUUUGCGAUUGUUUCGGCUGUGGGCCUCUCAUCCUUCGGUGAAGCAAGGACUAUCCUCCUACAAGGCAUCAGGCGCGGAUACUUCUGGUCCUUCCCGAACGUCAAUAUGGAAGGCUUACUAUGGUUUCCUCACUAUCGUCUUGCAGGAUGGACUGCCGUACAACCCUCCGACCUACGAAGGCGCAGAGCGACCCCAACUUGCCAGUGAAUUGCGUCGCAUUGAAAGUAUUUGUGAGGGAAAUCUGCUCCGUGAGGUCAAGUUUCCGACAGCCAACUCCCAGAAUUCGCAAGUUGAGGUGUGGGUGGAACAAGUCAUCCGCAACUGGGAGGUUCUGUGUGGACCCCAAUGGCAAGACCAGGAUCUCGGCCAAGGAGGCCAAAAUGCCGUUGGUCGCAAUGUUCUUGACAUUCUAUAUCGUGCAGCGACCAAGACCUAUCAUUCCCACUUAAUACUCCGACGUCUAUUCCAUGUCCAUUCUUCCUUGGCCGAUUUCGAUCUUGCCAUCCAGGCUCUCGAUUCGUAUAUUGAAAUCGUUACUGCGGCCAAGGACAGAGCUGAAAAGUCGGCUGAGUAUGGCGAGCUGGAGAGUGAUGAGACUUUACUGCAAACACUCUCCGAAGGCGUUACUUUGUUGAGCUGUCUCGGUGCUUUUGAAGAGGCAGAGAAGGCCAAAGACUUGACUGAACUCAUCCGGGAAUAUAUCAACAAGCAAGUGACCGACCAUGCAGAUGGUGAGGUCAAUGGCAAGUUGUUGCUGUCCCAAGGCCCCAACUCUUCUAAUUCGCCCGAGAUCUCCCUUAGUGUGCUUGCCACGGCCUAUAGGGCUGUUGGUGUCGGUCUCGCCAAUUGGGCCAGCUGGACUCCUCUGAAUGAGGCUAGGGGUGAGAUUCGAGCAGAGGCAAUUGAAUAUCUGGAGAAGAGCAUAGCCCCCGAGCUGGGCGGCGAGUUGAGCUACUCCUCUCUCUAUACGCUUUCCCUCGUUCUGGCUGAAAACAGAGACCUGGAUACGGCUAUUCAAUAUGUCAAGUCUGCCUUGACUUCAGACGGUUCAUCCACCGCAGUAUUCGACGACCUGUCCAAGGAACGGGAUCUUGUUCCCCUGUGGCAUUUGCUCGCGCUGCUGCUCAGUGCACAGCAAGAAUUUGAAAUUGCGGAGCGUUCGUGUGAAGCCGCGUUUGAACGGUUUCCCCGAGAAGUUUUCUCCAAGGGUCAUCGCGACAAGGGUCAUCGCGACAAGGGCCAUCGCGAAAGACGGUCAUCAUCCAGGCAUUCACAGAAUUCCAAAGAUGGAUCAGGCAGUUCUGAGCGUUCGUUGAUCAGCCGCUUGCAAGGCAGAGAGAAGGAGCGCAUCAUUCAAAUUCGCGUCACGCAACUGGCCUUCAUUGAGACUCUCGAAGGCCCCGAGGCCGCUGUUAAUCACAGCGACCAACUCCUAAUUCUCAUCGGGACUCUAUUUCGCGAAUUGGACCUUGGACCCGAGGAGACGAAGACCAAGAAGACAGAACAUUUGGUUCCACCCAAGAGCUCCGCAGGCACCACGAAAAGCUUCCGCGGUAGUAUAUUCAGCCGCAACCGCUCGUCCCAGUUACCUGAGCGCCGAGUCAACUCGAGUCAUAGUACCGCAAGCCCACCAGUUCCCCCAAUUCCAAACGGCCAUACAGAUGCACCCGCCAUCCAGGUUACGGACGAGGACCAACGCAGUCAUAAUGAACGCUCGUCUACACUUGGAAGAUCGGAUUCAAAGAAACUACGGAAACGCAGCAGUAGCUUCCAUCGACAUGAGAAACCUCGAAUCCAAGAGCCUCCACUUCCCAAUGGCAGGGAGGAGUCUCCGGAUAUGGUUGGCAUUGCAGUGUCUGGAAACUCAUCACCAGUCUCGGGGAUUCAACAAGCAAGUGGUAAGCAGCCCUUGCGGCCGAUCCCGCAUAAUAUGAACCACACGCAACAACCGCCUCCUACCGGUCACGAGAAGCAACCCCCAGAGCAAGACGUCCGACUUCCGACCUGUCAUCGUUUCGAUUCUCCCACAAAUGCUGUCACCAAGUUCUCCAGCAUUCAGUCCCAGAAACAUGCACUUGGCCUUCUCGUCAAGACCUGGCUAAUCAUCGCUGGCCUCUACCGCCGGGCAUCAUUAUUUGACGAUGCGCAGGAAGCUUGCGAGGAAGCCUCCAAACAAGCUGCACGAGUUGAGACGCUUGUUGCAUCCCAGGAUUCUUCAGCACGGUCCUUCAGCAACCGCGGCUGGAGCGCUGCCAAGAGCUCGGAGGAGCUCUGGGCUGAUGUUUAUGCGGAACAAGGGCUUUUAUCCCAGGCGCGCUCGCAGCCCCAUCAAGCCAUUAGACAUUUCGAGGAUGCACUCCUUCGCUUCCACGACCACCCAACAGCAACAAUUGGUCUCGCCAAUCUGCUCCUGGACAUCUGGGACCGGACGCUGCCUCCGGAACCGCCCAAUGCCGAUGUGGAUCUUAACGUCUCACGUCUGGCAUUACUGUCGGAGACUCCAAGACCUAAGUCGGCCAAGGCCAUCUCAACCGACGAGCUGAAAGGACCCGAUGCAGCGCCAAUCCCGCAACCGACUGAGGCCUUCACCUCCCCACACGAUGUGGACCCCAAGCACCUUCACCGUCUCGCGGCCCGGGAUCGUGCCUAUGGGCUGCUUUCAGCGUUGACCAAGCUUGGCAGCUCCUGGGAUAAUUCUGAAGCAUGGUACGCGCUGUCACGGGCGUAUGAGGCGGGUGAGCAGAUUGAGAAACUGAAAGAGGUUCUGUGGUGGUGCAUUGAGCUCGAGGAUCGACGACCUAUCCGCCACUGGUCUAAUAUCGGCUCCGGCCUCUAUGUUCUCUAG